This is a messenger RNA of Cryptomeria japonica (Japanese cedar), 12084 nucleotides long. RefSeq lists its product as uncharacterized. Lineage: Eukaryota; Viridiplantae; Streptophyta; Pinopsida; Cupressales; Cupressaceae. The record is from RefSeq and is a predicted model, not a curated record. The coding region runs from base 9634 to 10917 and encodes 427 amino acids. The transcript is spliced from 3 exons.
ACUUGCUUGAAAUUUCCUAAAACCUUUUCAACUAUCCAUUUUGUGCAGUCUCUGCAAUCAUUUCAUUUUUUCCCUUGAAAUAACAUCUCUUCGAGGUAGUCAUCAAACGGUUCAAGUGUAAACUUAUUAUUCCACAUUUGCAUGCGCGUUUGUCAGAGUCAGAGCAUUUCGACCUCUAAUAUCUAGCAAAAACCCAUUUCUGCAACUCUUUCUAUAAUCGUAUUCCAUGAGACUGCACCUCUAUGAGGUUUUUUACCAAAUAAUUUAAGUGCACUGUCUGUGGUAGCUUUAGUCCUUUGAGUUCAAAUGUAUUUUAAUUUUAUUUGUCGGAAUCAUAAAAAAACCGAUAGAGAAUACUGGUCUUGGGGAGGAUGAACCAAGCGAUAAUACUCAAAACCAAUGAUCAAUGAAAUGCCCGCCAACUAAAUCGGUUAAACAAUUUGGGAAUUCCUUUACCCUACAAGGUCUUUGAUCUGUUGCCUGUAAUUUGUACUGGAUGUCGAAAUUAAUCCAUGGGCAUUAGCAAUCAUCGCGAAUCCCCAUCCAAACUCUACCAAUGCUAUUGACUGCUUGAUAUGUGAUGUGUGUUGUAGAGAAAUAAUCAGCUUCAAUGGCGACGAAGGCAAAAUCUAAAGUGCCUAUCACUUUCCCAUUCACUCCCUUGUCUAAUGCUCUAUCCUGCCAUGUAAUAAUUGUCACACUCCUUCCUUGUCCUAUAAAACUUAUGUAUGACUCAUGGGUGAGCACCAACACCUUCUCCCUGUAAUACAUCCUCCACAAUUACAUAAAUGUUAUCAAUGUCCUCUUGUUGAGCUAUACAUACUAUAAAAUAGAAUAUCAAACCUGUAAGUGCCUGCCUAGAUGAAAAUAUUCACUACUUGUCUAUUAUUUUGUGGAACCAUAUCCACUGCAGCUUGUACGCUAUAAGUAUCACCACUGCCAUCCUUGGCAACAUAUAUUUCCUUUUUAUAUGGCUUGGCUUCCACAUCUCUUACCUCAGAAAACCCAGACCUGAAAGCUCUUGGAAUUAAACCAUAAUAAUAUCUUUUAUGAAAAUCUUUAGCCCAGAGGGAAAGAAUUGUAAUCCUUUAUGAAAAUUAUUGAAACCAUUAGUUGCUGAAACAUAUGAACACAAGGUAGUGAAAACAAGUAGUGGAAUUACAGGUACAUAACUUGUUUCCAUUGUAACUAAAUCUGAAUCUAUAAUUAUAUUAUUAGACUGUGAUCAUUAAUGUGAAUCUAUGACUAUAAUAUCAGACUCUGAUUAUUUAUAUAGACUUAAACUAAAGUCAUAAGACUUCCUAACACAAUGCAUGUGUAAGCUAUUAACUACCACAUGAGGGCAGUUAGUGUGAAAUCAAAUUCUAGCAAAUUUCACUCAUAGAUCUAUAGCUGGUUAGACUUCACUGUUGUUGGUGGAUUCGUAGUCAUUUCUUGCUUGUGUGUCACUGUUCAUUUUCAAUCCCAUGGGAAUUUUUUAUCACUGUCAUUGCUUCUUUGCUUAUUUUCACUUAAAAGAAUUAUGUUUUACUAGAGAUCUCAAACCAGUAUACUUGUGGUGUUUCUUUUCAGGAUUUCUAUAUCAAGGGUCUUUUGUCGCUCACUAAAACUGAACAAACACUAUAUAACAUCUCUUAUAGGACCAUAGUUACUUAAAAUUAUACUCAUUUUUAAUACAUUCCUGAUGAUUGUGGCUAUUCAUAUCUUUUUUCGUGUUUUCUUGCACCUCUUCAAGACUGUCAGACAGUCAUGAUGCCUUCAAAACACAAUAAUGUUGCCUUUUCUAAUCUCUUAGAGUCUUGUUGCUCUGUCAUGCUACACCUUAGUAAUCCUUUAGAAAGUAAGGUUAAUCUUUCCUUUUUGUCCGCUGUCUUUGACCAAUGCUCCUACUCACUUUGUAUUGCUCAUACUAACUUUAAUAUAUUUGUCCAAGUUGGGUGUAUACCUCCAUGAUGGCUAAGAGAUCUGGGUAUUCAUGUAUCCUUUUUUGACAAUAGAUUGUGAUGUGCCUUCUUUAAAAUGUCACUACUCAUACUAUGAAAGUUAUUACUGAUCAUUUUGGUCUACCCUAGAGAUUAUCUUGUAUGCUUUAUCAAUAUUUGACGAGGCCUUUUUCUUUACACAAGCUGCACAAAUGGUUAUUUCAUCAUUGUUUGAACAGUAAAAAUUGAAAAGAAUGCUCAUGACUACUGUAUCUUUUUUUGGGCAUCAUGACUACUACAAAAUGAUUUAUUUGACCCUUAAUGAUGCAACCCUGUGACUCAUGUGACUAGACAUCCCUAAAAGUAUGGUUUUAAACUACAGACUAUCACUGAAAAAUCAACUUCAAUAUUAUGUUAUGUGUCCUUCGUUUCUUUUCAUACCCAAAUGAAUUAUCUUUGAAUCCAUGUUGCUCAUUGCUUUUUAUUAUGGGACUACCCGUGUUUUGAAUUAUUGACUGUCUUUGUUUUUGAGAAUUCUCUUGAUUUGUAAUGCUUCUUGUUGACACCAUAAAACUUUGUCUUCAUUCUCUGUUCUCUGUAGAUUAUCAUGAUGAUUGUCCUUUUGACCUAUGUACUGCAGAAAAACCUUGGAUGUCAUUUACUGUUACUGUACAUGCAACUUUAUGACUGGAACCAUUGAUAGCAUGAUAUCCUCGUUAUCAAGAGAUGCUCAAAUCUUGUCUUUUCUCACGUCAAUAACCUUUGGUGCAUUAUGGAUGAUCUUUUGAUACCUGAUUACUAUCUUUGUAUUGACACUUUUAUCCCAUAGGUAUCUUCUAAAACCUUUGUUAGGUUUGUUAGGUUUGUCUUCACUCUUCAUGGUCUUUGACUUGCUAGUGAAGAAUGCCUUUAUUCACCGUCAAACUUGAUUGCCAUACUAAAAUAGGUUAGAACAAUGAGUUUUCUUUAUACCUCAAAACCCUUUUCAACUUAUGGAUGACAUGAAACCUUUUGGCAUUGGAUUGUAAUAUUCUGAUUUUAUUGUGUGGAUCUGCCUUACAUGCUUUAUCUUCAAUAUUGUCCAUGAACAUAUUAUCAAAAUCUAUGAUUGAGAUUGUGCUUUUAAGAAUGCUCUAACCUCAAAAAUCUUAAUGUCUUGAUGGCUGCUACCAUUUGACAUUGAUCUAUACUUCUAACUGACGCCUUAGGACUGAUAUUUCUUUGUGGGCACUGUUGUAGCUUUUUAUACUUUUGAUAGCGAAUAUCAUCAACUCAUUGUGUACUUCUUAUGAGCUCAUGAAAGGCCUUUUGCCCUUGUUUAUUGCUCAAACUUAAGGAGCUUGAUGAUCAUUGAUCAUGGAUGCAUGAACCCUUUUGAUUGUAGUGCUUCACUUUUGUGUGACAUUUAUACCAUGAAUUCCAUCAAAAAGUUCGUAACCUUAAAUCUCUAUCACUGUAUUUUAUUAUUUCAUUAUGAUGUGUAUCCUGCUACCAUGCUCUAUAUUUUGGAUUCUUGAUAUUCAUAUGGGUUAUCACAACUAUCUUUUGUAUCUCAUUGUCUUUAUGCCCCGUGGUUUGUCAUUUAGGCUCAGAUUGAGACUGUCUUUGUCCUCUUUAUCUCUGAUUAGACACUAUAUCAUUGUCAUGUAAUCUCAUUAGGGAUUUUUUACUAUUAUGUAUCACCAAACACUAGUUGCUACUAUUAAAUUUGUAAGGGCUUCUCUUUUGAUGCAAUAUACUGUGAUCUAUGUCUCUUCACUUGAAGCUCUUUCAAUUGUCUUCACUGGACUGAGAUAUCUAAGAAAUGUCCUGAGGAAGACUGUGACUUUUAUUUUUGCCACUGCUCUGUGAUAAUACUGCAACAGUGAGGUUUCUCUAGGAGAUCCUUGAAACUCAUGUAGCUACUUCAAAAUCCCUAAAGACUGCUAUAUGCCUUCUUGUCUAUUCCAACAGAAUGAUACCAUAACAUCUUUAUGGCCUUUUAUGAUUUGAUUCCCUUUGGUAUUGAAGGCUGAUUUGCCCCAUUUAUUAGGUAUGUAUUGAUUGUAUUAGGGGAUUAUAUUCUUCUUGGACUACUACUAUUUUAAUCCUUUCUCUUCUUUGGGAGUGAAUGCAAAAGACUGUAUCUCUACUCCUCUUCUCACUGACUUAUCAUGACUGCAAUUAUGAUGCAUUCACUGCCUUUCUUUUCUAUUUAUUGUGUCUUUCUUCUAACUGUGAUUCACUAACUCAGACCUUCGGUGAUAUCCACUUACCAUGCACUAUAACUCUGUUGUUGAACCUUUUACUAUUAAAUCUAAUAUUUACUUAGAUUGCUUAUUGCUUAAAACUCUGUCAAAACUGUGUCUUUAACAGUCUUUAGAUCUACUCUUGGUCUUUGAUGCCCUUGUUCUGCAAUAUGAAGAUCUAAACAUAUACUUUUCAUUGGUAGUCUCAUGAGCUUGAUAUCUGCUCUUUGGAUAGUAAAUGGUUGUUCCUAUGAGUCCGCACUGUUAUUCUUUUCAUACAGUUAUGUCUCUUUAACCAUAUGAUCUUUUGAUGUUCUAAGAUCUUCUCAAGUCAAAAUAUCUUCAAGCCUUCAUCAGAUUGUGUUCUCUGAUUUGUAAGGUUUGUUUGAUAGAAAUGAUGAGGUUUGACAAAAAAGUGAUCUCUGUUUGGUGACUGUGGCUUAUGAUCUAUAGCCCUUUGAUUUUUCAAACAAGGUAAAAUAUUAUUACUGCAUCAUUAUCUUCCUUUCUUUGUUCAUCAUCAUUGAUGGCAUUCUAUAAGACUGCAUCAUGAACCUUCUCUUUGAUGGAUGAUCUCUGUCAAGACUUUGGAUCAUUUAGCAUUCAUCCUUUAAUACCUUGUCUUGAAUCCUUCAAUUGUGCUUUUCCUCACACAGAACUAUAAUGAACUGUAAUCUUGACACUGGCUUUGAAGGUUUUCAAUGCCUAUUCACGAGCAUGCAUCUUUGUGAAAUAUUCUUUCAACUAUAUUUAUCAAUCUUCUCUUAACAGUGGCUGUCUUGUUAUUGCUAUAUGUUCUACCAUAAAUUCCUUGACCGCCAUAGAAAGAGAGACCUCCUAUGAUUGUAACUUUGCUUCAUACUUCUCAUGUCAUCACGCAUGACUUUCCUUCGUAUUUCAUGUGGAUCUAAUACUUGAAAAAAAUAGGAAACUUGAAGGACUUUAAGCUCUAUUACCAACUGUUAACAAAGCUUCUUCUUUUUAGCAUUUACAAACAAAUUCCAAUAAAACUGAAGAUCUAUAAUCUCUUUUAAAAAUUAUUAAAUAUUUUAAUCCAUUUCUUUAUGAAGCUUAUCCAUUUACUUAUGCAACUCAUCUCUUUUCUUUCCUGAUGUAUCAAUUUCCCCACGAACAAAUAUACAAAUUUCCCCAACAGUGUUACUAGCAACACAAACAACAUAUGUUGCACAAAGGGUUCACGAUACACCCAUGCAUUCUUAAAUCUCAUUCGUCAUAAAUUUAUAAUUUCCAAAAUGUGUUUGUCUUAUGGAGUAUGACAUCAGAUAUUUUAAAAUGCUAACUUUUUAACUACCCCUAAUGUGUAAGAAAAUAUGUAUCAUAUUCUCUGACAACUAAAUAUUUUAUUUUGGAAUAAUUUACACAUAGUUGAUUACUGGUGUUAAAUUAGCUUAAUUUUAUCUGUAGUCUUUGUAAAUCGUGUUGAUGUGUGUGCUUGGGUAAAGGAAUUGGUUUACUUAUGUGUCAUAUAAUCAUUACUUCGACUGUCUGACAAAGAUAUAAUAGGCGUUCUCUGUAUUUUCUCUAUAUUUUGCUACUCAUUCUCUAAUUAAAUUGAAGUCCACGUGUUUUAGGUUAUUCUACCUCAACAAUUCUACUAGGCUAUUUUUCUAGUGUUUAUACGAAAUGGCUGACUAGGUAUUUAUGUUUUUUUUUAACUUGUAGUAUCAUUUUAAUGAAAUGAAACACUGAUGAAAGAUUAUAUGUUUUAGAGUAGUGUUAUCACUAAGGUUUUCACCCCUCUUGGCUACAACUCUCCUACUAUCUCAGGUCCAUUCCUUGUGUUUGGACUCAUCAUUUCCAUUUGGAACUAAGUAAUGCAUCUAUUUAGCUAUGCAUAUGACUGCCCCCUUUGAUGCUUGAGAAUGAAUGCUAUGACUGCUACUAUCUUCCUUGAAGAUUAUGGAUUGUCAUUUUGCCUAAGGUUUGCUCAUGAUUUGUUGUGUGACUUGGGACCCCUUAAUAGUUGUUAUAGCUUGUGAUUAGACCUCUGAAUGACACUCAAACUUCUGUUGUGAUUUGUUCGACCUCUGAUUAGACCUUACUCUUUCAGGUCUUAAGGAUACUCUGAGGACUUUAUGGCUGAAACAAUGUAACCUAAUCACCAAUAUCACUAUCUUGUGAUUUUUCAUAAGCUUCAUUUGGCAAUAAAAUGCCCUUCUAGGUCUGCAACUCUAAAAAAAAAUCUUGCGUCCACUACACUAUUGAUAUCUCAACGGCAUCCAAUGUUUCCUUUGUAUUCUGAAAGUUGCACCCUUGGCAUUCACUGUCUUUUGACUAAUAUUUACUGCUUUUUGAUCCUCAUUAGGACUAUCAUUUUGAUACAUGACUUGAUUCAUUAGAUUUGUGUUAAAGCUGCGAUCUAGUCUUCAUCUUUCACAUUAUGGAUAGAGACUGGAUUUGACCAUUAUGUUCUCAAGGUUCCCAUUGAUCUUUUGUUUAUUGCCAACUUGAUUUCUAUCAUUGUCUCAGGGUUAUUAUAUUACUCCUAAUUCUUUUUUUCAGCACCUUACAAAGACCGUGAUGGAAUAUGAUAAACUAAUGGAGUGGACAUCAGGUGUGAAUCAAACAUGGGGCAUAUAACAUAGAAACAUAUGCAAAUGUACACAUACAAAUUUAACAAGAUGAUAGGAAUUUUUGUUUAUAUAAACAUAAUGUUUAGAAGGAGGAUACGACGAGGUCUACUUUAGAGUCUCACUACCCAAGCCCAAGAGAGGUUAUUUCCACUUUUGUGUAUCUCACCUUAAAGCCAUGUUUCCAAAGUUUCAAAUUUAUUAAGCUAUAACAUAUCAUGCACCUAAGAGACAUCUUCUUUUCAAAAAGAAGAAACGCUUGAAGUAAAAUUUAUACUCUUAUUGCUAAUAGUAAAUGGUGCAUUUAGGGAAAUAACACAUCAUCAUCAUCUGAAUAUUCAGAUGAACGAGAAGCAAGACCUGCUCCAAGGACAGAUGAAUACUUCAAUGAAAUGGUAUAUUGCACUUGCAAUAGGUGCCAAAAUAGGAAACUAAAGAAGCAACGACUUGUUGGUAUCCAUAGAUUGAACCAUGGGGUUUAUAUAGAAGAGGUACACUAUAAUUAAUAAAUUAUUAUUAUUUAAAUAAAUAAAGGUGCACAUUAUUCAAUAUAUUAUUAUUGAUCAUUUCAAUUGGUUUUCUGAUAAAAAGUCGCUUCCAGUUCACAAUAAUCCUGAAGAACCAACAUAUGUCACCGAUGAUAGCCACUCUCAAGAUGAAGAACAAGACACAGUUAUGGACGAAGACACUUCGCAGAUAAAUGAGGCUGGUGUCAAUGAAUUCAUCCAAGAUUUCUACACAUCUUUUGAAGAAGUUAUUGAUUCCCCGUAGCUUAGUUGGCUAGGACACCUGUUUUCCCAAAUGAAGAUACUUUUAUAUUGGCAAAACUUAUGUUGUUGUUGAACUUGAAGGUUACACAUGGAUUGACAAAUACAUGCUUUACUAGUAUAUUAAGGUAGGAUUCAAUUUUCCUAUAAAUUAAUGCUCUCGAUGUCUUAAAUUUUUUUUAAUAAUGUGUAUACUUAUCUUAUAAAAAACAUGUGUUGCAUCAUGUAGGCUUUUGGCAAACAAAAUACUUCCAAAGGACAAUAAGUUGCCUCAUUCUCAUAGAGAAGUAUCUUCAGUAAUGAAAGACAUUGAAAUGGAGUACAAUACAUAUGAUGCAUGUCUAAAUGACCAUAUAUUGUACUAUGGAAGGGAUGAAAAUUUGCAGCAAUGCCUAGUGUGUCACACAAGUAGAUAUCGUCAAGAUCAAGUAUUUAAGAAGGUUCCUUAUAAAGUACUAUGACACAUUCCACUAAAGCCAAGGUUCGAGAGGAUGUUCAAAUGCAAGGAGUUGGAAAAAUAUAUGGAUUAUCAUGCACAUGGGAGGAGCCAAGAUGGUGUCAUGUGUAUGGCCACAGAUAGCAAAUAUUGGAAAGAGAUUGAGGAAAAAUGGCCACAUUUAAGAAAUGAGCCAAGGAAUGCAAGAAUUUCUUUGGCAAUGGAUGGUGUAAAUCCUUUUCAAGAUAUUAGAACAACAUAUUCUAUUUGGCCAAUUUUAAUUAUUAACAACAAUCUUCCCCCCUAGACGGCAAUGAAAAAGGAGCAUGCAAUGUUAACUCUUAUCAUACCAGGUACUAGAAUAUAUGAAUGCAGUGAUUUCUUGAAUAUUAUAUUAAAAUAUUUCAAUUCAGUUAAACCUUGAUAAAAAACUUCUUGUUUACUUAGGGAAGUAUCAGGUAAAGGAUAUGGAUGUAUACAUGGAGCCCCUCAUUGAUGAGAUUCAUGAAUUGUGGGAUGGUGUAAAUAUGCUUGAUGUAUCAAGACCUAUCAAUGAUAGAAACUUCCUCUUUCAAACGAUGCUUAUCUGGAUAAUUCAUGAUGCCCGGAGGCUCUUUAUUUGUUGUGGUAAUAUAUCGUAAAUUACAUUUGUAAUUAUAGUGUCCAUUGUACCAUUUAGUAAAUGUGGUUUGCAUUCUUAUUUCAGGGCUACAAACAAAGGGGAAACAUGGUUGUCCAUCAUGUGGGCCAAAAAUGUUUUAUAGGCAAUCAAAGGAUCUCAAUAAAAUUGUAUAUGAUGAGUAUAGACAAUUCUUACCACAAAAUCAUCGCUAUAGAGUAUGUGAGAAAUUUAAGUUCAAUGGAAAGGAAGUGGAAAUGAGGAAGCCAAGAAGGAUGAACCCUUCUAGGUGGAAAGCAAUGUAUGACAAAAAAGAAGGGGCAUGCUUUCCACUAGGAAUGAAAAGACUCUCUAUUUUCUACAAAUUAGACUAUUAUGAGAAUUUGCCAAUAGCCCACCUAUUUGAUACUAUGCACAUCGGGAAAAAUGUGGCAGAGUGCUUGUGGAAACAUCUAAAUGGAACCAACCUUGAAGCACAAAUAAAGUUACGAAAGGACCUCCAAGUUGUUAAUGUCAUGCCCAACAUGUGGUUGCAUGAAAACAACUCAUAUAAUCAUGCUUCGUGGACUUUUACAUCAAAGGAGAAAGAAAACAUCAUUGAUACAAUGAAAAGCAUAAGAUUUCCUUCCGGCUUUGGUGCAACAUUAAAAAACGUAUUCACGAGAGAUGGAUCAAAGUUCUCGGGCCUAAAAACACAUGAUUGGCACAAUUGGAUAAAUGUAACUUUGUAGUACAUUUGAUUUGUUGGAAACAUAAUUAUAAAUUUGUAUAUCCUAGCGAUAAUAUCAGUUCAUGUAUAUUAUUAACUUUGUUAUUUGUUAAUGGUCAUGUAGUAUGUGUUGCCUGCAGCAAUACCAAGCACUUUCGACCGUGAUGUUAGGUUAGCUAUUUACAAAUUAUCCAAAUAUUUGAGGUAUUUUAAAUCGAUCAUUCAUACUCUGCCAUGACUUAAAGUUUUGAAGUGAUCAUAAGUUUUUAUUGUAAUACAUGUCAAUACUUGUAGGUGGGUCUCAUCUAAAGAGAUACAUUCGGAUGACUUGAAGUAUUGGAAGAGGAAUGUUUCACUUUUAAUGUGUGAUAUUCAAAUGUGCUUCCCUCCAAGCUUUUUUAAUUCUCAAGAGCACUACCUUGUACACCUGAUAGAAGAGAUUGAACAGUGUGGUCCUAUUCAUAUUCGAACAAUGUGGCUUGUGGAGAGAUAUAUGAAGGUUUUAAAGAAAUUUGUUAGGCAAAAGGCUCGACUGGAAGGGUCCAUGGUUGAGGGGUACAUGGUUUUCCAAGCGAUGGUUCAUUUGAGUGAGUACUUACCUCAAUUGCAUCUUGAAGCUCUGCGAUUAUGGAAUUAUAGCAAACCUAAAUCAUUUGAGGGAGAGAAAUUAGAGGGUCAAGGGACUUCAAAGAGGAUAAAAGAUGCUAAGGAGUGGGAAGCAUUACAUUUGUAUGUUGCAUACAAUUCUGACUUUUUGUUGGAAUGGAUGGAGAAGUAUGCUGAACAAAAUAAAUUAGAGGAUGAAAAGGCAUGGGCCAAUAUAUAUAAUAUUCAUGGUCAAAACACUGCUCAAGGAUUGCCUACAAGCCAUAAAAGAAAAUGGCUAGAGAGAUGCUCGUGGAAUUGGCUAAAGACCAAUAUUGAACAUGAGGCAACAAAAGAGAGGAAUAGAGUGACACAACAACAACUGAAUUUCGUGAAAGGAUCUAUAAAUGGGGAGGUAACAUAUUACAAAGGAAUGUGGAAUUUUGGUUAUCACUUUCGCAUCAAAAAGGUUGAUGAAAAGAGACAAACUUAUGAUUGUGGAGUUUCAGCAUCAUUUGAGGUGGAAUGUUGUUCACAUGCAAAUGAUAGACAACCAAUCAGAAGCACACUUCGCUAUUAUGGAGUGUUGGAGGAUAUUAUACAGCUUGAUUUUAUGUCUUUCAAGAAAGUUAUUUUCCAUGUUGAAUGGUACAAGCUUAUCAAAGUGGGUGAAGAAAAAACUAUAUUUAUGCACAGCAAUGGAUUCCAUAUGAUCAAUACAUCUAGGUUUGAAGCCACUUCUGAACCUUAUGUGUUUCCAAAUCAAUGUGACCAAAUAUUUCUCAUUCCAAAUUUAGAACAACCUGGUUGGUCAUUUGUUAUUGAUUAUGAUCCAAGAGGACGAAGAGUAACAUAUGUUGAAGACAAUGAAGAAGAUGCAGAAUUCCCCCCUGAUGAUGAAAAUAGCGUAGAUGGAGAUGAUAAAAUUUUUAUUGUCAAUGAUGCAUACGACCAGGAUGAAUAUCAUAUGAGUUUAUUGAAGUGUUGGAAGGACAUGAGCAACCACAUGAGCAUCAAGUCCAUGAAGAUGAUGAAUUUAUUGAUUUUCAUUUGCCUGUAGUUGAAGGUGAUGGAGACCAUGAAAACACUAGUAUUAAUUUAUUUGUAGAUUUAGGGCCCAUUAAUGAUGGGGUAUUUAUGCCAUCAAAUGAAGAAAUUUCAUCAGAGGAUGACAUUGUUUGAUCACCAUAAUCACUUUAAGGGGUUUUCUAUAUAUGCACAACGGCAGGGAUACUGUAGCUACACUUCUGGCAUGAUAUUUAUUAUUCAUCAACACAAUGAAUAUUAUUUUUGUUGUAAAUUUUCUAUGCACGAUGACAUUCAUUGUUCCUAUGAUCACUGCUUUUAGAGAAAUUACUGUGCUUAUUGGAUUGAAAUCAUAGAUCUCAAGGACAAAAACCUUUCUACUUCUUUGUGAAAAAUGCAUGUGACUAUCUUUGCGACUUUAGGACUAUGAUUUCCUUUAUAUUUUGCUUUUCUGUUAAUGCUUUGGAGAUGAUUGUACCUUGUCACCCUUUGAUUAUCAAAAGAACUGAGACUUAUGGCUUGUUAUUGACAUGGUGUUCACUGUUUCUUUUGUGUAUUUUCAAUAUGGCUGGCAGUGAAAUUUUUUUGUGAUGAUUUAACUGAUGUCUUUUUUUAUUUGAAUCUCUAUCUAUGAAGUCUCUUAGUUGUCUCAUGGUGUUUCUCUAACAUGAUAGCACCGCUCCUUUGAUGCAGAUAUUGUCAUGUCAUUAUUGUCUGCUCUUUUGAGAUUUUUGUGAAUUUAUAUGCAUCUUUUAUUGACUGUGAUAAUGCUCUCCUCUUUGUCUUUUUCAUUGUGAGUCCUUGAUGCAUGUGGUGUUGUGAGUGUCUUCGGGGUUGCAUACAUGCUUAUUGUAACUGUAAAUCAAUGUCAACUCAUGCUUUUAGCACUUUCCAAACCUGAUAAUGACGCAACAACACCAGUCUGAUCUCUAUGUCUUUGAUGGCUACACUAUGACUUAUAUGGUUCUUAGUUUGAUCUCUAUGAAUGCUAUCUUAGUUCAUACAACUGUCUUGGCUUUAAUGUAGUCUUCUCCUUAUGUAAUUGAGACACUCUUUGCUGAUGAUCAGUUCACUAUCACAGGUUUGCAACAAAUCUUUCUAUAAGUAUAUAUUAACUGGACCCACUAUGGUUUUAUGACUGUCAUAUUUCCUUAUGGCUGCAACAUCAAUAUUUUCUUAUUUUUAUAUCAUUUUAUGUUUU